CAGAGCUCCUCGCCCCUGCUAGUGACACAGAGCGCCGGUGAAGACUACAUUUCCCGGCGUACAUUGCUGCUCAAAGAGUGACGCGCGGCAUCCAAGAUGGCGGAGACGUCGGUGGCGGUGACUGGCUCGGGAAGCUCUGGCACGAGAUCCUGUGGCCGUGGUGCCUCCACCCCUGCAGAUAACUACUUGCUGGCCCGUCGGCGAACGUUACAGGUGGUUGUCAGUUCUCUUCUCACUGAAGCUGGAUUUGAGAGUGCAGAGAAAGCAGCUGUGGAGACUCUGACCGAGAUGUUACAAAGCUAUCUGACAGAGAUUGGACGCAGCGCAAAAUCCUACUGUGAACACACGGCACGUACACAGCCCACACUGCCAGACAUUGUAGUGACCCUAGUAGAAAUUGGAUUUAAUGUGGAUACGUUGCCGGCAUACGCCAAGCGUUCUCAGAGGAUGGUGAUAACAGCACCCCCUGUGACCAAUCAUCCAGUAGUCCCAAAAGCAUUGAGUGCAGGGCAGAACAAGCCCCAUCCGCCACACAUUCCUAGCCACCUGCCAGAAUUUCCAGAUCCCCACACGUACAUUAAGACUCCGACGUGUCGAGAGCCAGUUGGUGAUUAUCAAGUCCUGCGGGAGAAAGCAGCAUCUCAGCGUAGAGACGUGGAGAGAGCGCUUACUCGUUUUAUGGCUAAGACAGGCGAGACUCAGAGUCUUUUCAGAGAUGACACCAGCACUUUCCCAUUGAUUGCUGCUCGUCCUCUGUCCAUACCAUAUCUGAAUGCUCUCCUCCCGUCAGAACUAGAGCUACAACAGGUGGAAGAGACUGAUUCCUCAGAACAAGAUGACCAGACCGACACAGAGAACCUCUCCAUGCACCUUCAAGCGGAUGAUUCUGGUGCAGAGAAAGAGAAUUCGUCAGUUCUGCAGCAAAAUUCACUUAAGGGUGGGGAGGAUACACUGAUUGAUAACCCCUACUUGCGGCCUGUGAAAAAGCCUAAACUGAGACGUAAAAAGUAACAAAGUCUAAGUUAAGAAGGGACGUCUGAGAGAACUGGCUUCCUAUGGAUACGCAGGUUGCGUGAUUGGAGAGAAGAGUGUGCUGUUCCACUCAUAUUGCCCGGUCUGCAAUUUCAGUAGAAGGCUUGCUCACAUUAAUUGUGGAUGUUUUAGGGACUGUUGCACUAUAUUGGUUUGGGAACUUAAGGGUUGGCUUGUGGCAAAUAUUGCCCAGUCAGGAUCACAAGAAUCUUUUUCUCAAAAACCUCCUAUCAGACCCCAGCACUGUGUCAUAUGUAUCAGGAUUCUUCCAUGGGUGAAGAGAUGGGGUUUCUGUUUUGUUUUUUUGUUUUUCUUUAUUACCCUGAGUUUAGGGCACAAUAUUCAUUGUGUUUAUUUUCUUAAUAAAAAAAUACAACUUAA
This is a messenger RNA of Pseudophryne corroboree (corroboree frog), 1413 nucleotides long. It is a transcript of the gene TAF8, whose product is annotated as TATA-box binding protein associated factor 8. The record is from RefSeq and is a predicted model, not a curated record. Gene Ontology annotation, cellular component: transcription factor TFIID complex. Gene Ontology annotation, biological process: transcription initiation at RNA polymerase II promoter. The transcript has 8 exons. Bases 97 to 1011 code for a protein of 304 amino acids. Lineage: Eukaryota; Metazoa; Chordata; Amphibia; Anura; Myobatrachidae. Gene Ontology annotation, molecular function: protein heterodimerization activity.